Molecule: messenger RNA, 2527 nt
Organism: Peromyscus maniculatus bairdii (prairie deer mouse)
Lineage: Eukaryota; Metazoa; Chordata; Mammalia; Rodentia; Cricetidae
Gene: Ism1
Product: isthmin 1
Biological process (GO): negative regulation of angiogenesis
Source: RefSeq, a predicted model, not a curated record
CCGGCGCCGCCGCCGCCGCCGCCGCCCGUCGCGCGGGGUCCUAAAGCCGCGCGACUCAAGAGGAUGGUGCGCCUGGCCGCGGAACUGCUCCUGCUGCUGGGGCUGCUGCUGCUCACCCUGCACAUCACCGUUCUGCGCGGAUCCGGAGCCGCCGACCGGCCAGACGCGGCCGCGGGCAACGUCAGCGGGUCUCAGCUGCAGAAUAACCUCAACUUGGAGAGUGAUUCCACACCAGAAACCGGCUUUCCUCUGUCCAAAGAAGUCCCAGGGGAGCACCAAGUCCUCCACCAACCCUUCCCGAGACAGCGAUUCCCUCAAGAGACUGGGCAUCCUUCAUUGCAAAGAGACGGUCCCAGAUCCUUUCUUCUUGACCUACCAAACUUUCCAGAUCUUUCCAAAGCUGAUAUCAAUGGGCAGAAUCCAAAUAUUCAGGUCACCAUAGAGGUGGUCGACGGUCCUGACUCUGAAGCAGAAAAGGAUCAGCAUCCAGAGAAUAAACCCAGCUGGUCAGUCCCCGCUCCUGACUGGCGGGCCUGGUGGCAGAGGUCCUUGUCCUUGGCCAGGACAAACAACGGGGACCAGGACUACAAGUAUGACAGUACCUCAGAUGACAGCAACUUCCUCAGUGUUCCUAGGGGGUGGGACCGUCCAGCCCCAGGCCACCGGACUUUUGAAGCCAAAGAGCAGCCAGAAUAUGAUUCCACAGACGGUGAGGGUGACUGGAGUCUCUGGUCUGUCUGCAGCGUCACCUGUGGAAAUGGCAACCAGAAACGGACACGUUCUUGUGGCUAUGCAUGCAUUGCAACAGAAUCGAGGACCUGUGACCGUCCAAACUGCCCAGGAAUUGAAGACACUUUCAGGACAGCAGCCACCGAAGUGAGUCUGCUUACGGGAAGCGAGGAGUUUAAUGCCACCAAGUUGUUUGAAGUUGACAUGGACAGCUGUGAGCGAUGGAUGAGCUGCAAAAGCGAGUUCUUAAAGAAAUACAUGCACAAGGUGAUCAACGACCUGCCCAGCUGUCCUUGUUCCUACCCCACUGAGGUGGCUUACAGCACGGCCGACAUCUUUGACCGCAUCAAGCGCAAGGACUUCCGAUGGAAGGAUGCUAGUGGACCCAAAGAGAAACUGGAGAUCUACAAGCCUACUGCCCGGUACUGCAUCCGCUCUAUGCUGUCCCUGGAGAGUACCACACUGGCUGCCCAGCACUGUUGCUAUGGUGAUAACAUGCAGCUCAUCACCAGGGGCAAAGGGGCAGGCACGCCCAAUCUCAUCAGCACCGAGUUCUCUGCUGAGCUCCACUACAAAGUGGACGUUCUGCCCUGGAUCAUCUGCAAGGGCGACUGGAGCAGGUAUAAUGAGGCCCGGCCUCCCAAUAAUGGACAGAAGUGCACAGAGAGCCCUUCUGAUGAGGACUACGUUAAGCAGUUCCAAGAGGCCAGGGAAUACUAAAGCACUGCUGGUUUGGAGGCACAAAUGCACUGAUCUGCCAACUGUCACCCAGUUUUUUUAAUCCACGGUUUUGUAUAUUUGUAUAUUCCACAUGAGUAUUUUUCUAAGUACACUAGGGGUAUGCACCAGGUCUGGGGGACUGCUAUGUCCAUUGCCUACAAACCAUAUUGGAAGUCCUCCUAGUGGCUGUGUAGGCAGGAGGAGGAACCUGGGAACCAUAGUGGGUGUGAUUCAAUUCCCACCUCCAUCCAGUGCACAGGAGCAGAGAGACUGAAGUUGUAAACAUUAUAAGCGGUUUUUAUAUAUAACUUAUUUAAUACGAAUGUGACUUAAGCUUAACCUUUUCUCUGGAGUUGUCCUUGUAAAAAUUAUUUAAUCACUUCUGAGAGAGCUCAAAAAGGAAAGGACUUGGGGGAAUGGAGAGAAAAGGAAUUUUGCCGUGGAAAUGCAUCAAAUCAAGAAACCAGCCACCUUACACCUGGUGCUCUUGAGUCAUAGGGUGUUUGCUGGAGUCACAGAUUCCAACACUUUCUUGUCCUUAGACUAGGCAAGGGGUGGGUAGUAAGUGAAUGUUUAGAGUCAAAUCUAAGACAUGGUUUUAAAGGGCUUUAAAAUAAAUAAAUUUCCAGGGUGGCUCUGCUAAGGAACCCCAGCAGCAGCCUUUCUGCUCUGCCUAACAAGCUCAGAAGACUGAAGGAACUUCAGGCAUAAAGCCGGGAGCGGCACUUUCCAAAAGAAAAAAGCAAAGCAAGUGGGAAAAUAAUAUGGGCCCAUUUAGUCUAUUUUAUUUUAAUAUAACAACUUUUCUCCACCAAUAUAUUCCCAGGAAAUAAAUAUAAAAGGGGGUGGUGAGAGCUGAAGUCUGGGAAAUCCUGAUUUUUUUAUGUUUUGAGAAAAAAAACUGCAUUAUUUUUGUAAAGUAUUUAUUGAGUUAUUGGCUAUUUUGCAUUGUGCAGUUAGAAGAUGGUCCAGUUCUGUGGGGUAGAACUGGGAGGGCAGAUGAAAAGUUGGCUCUUAUGCAACCUUACCUGCAAAACUCCAGGAAAAGAGAUAUAUAAUAAAAUCAUAAUCAAAUGUG